Brugia pahangi is the source of this 576-nucleotide messenger RNA. The record is from the annotation of a GenBank genome assembly. Lineage: Eukaryota; Metazoa; Nematoda; Chromadorea; Rhabditida; Onchocercidae.
AUGCGCAUCAAAAAAAAAUUCGAAUCCGGAGCUGCUACCAAUUAUAUCACUCGGGGACGAGCGUUGAAAAAACUGCAGUUGUCAUUGAAGGAUUUUCGUCGCCUUUGCAUUUUAAAAGGAGUUUAUCCUCAUGAACCGUUGCAUAAAAAGAAAGUUAACAAGGGGUCAACAGAAAAUCGAGUGUACUAUUAUGCUAAAGAUAUCAACUUUCUUGCUUCUGAACCAAUUAUUAGAAAAUUCCGGGAAUAUAAGAUAUUCUUGAGAAAGCUGACUACGGCAAAAGCGAAGCGAGAUGAAGAACGUAUCAAGAAAUUAUACGAAAAUCGUCCUGAAUAUCAACUGGAUCAUAUUGUGAAAGAAAGAUAUCCGACGUUCGAAUCAGCGCUGCGAGAUCUGGAUGAUGCGUUAUGUUUGCUGUUUGCUUUUGCAGUUUUGCCUCAUACAAAAAUUAUUACUAGCUCCUUAGUGGCUUCAUCUCGAAGGCUAACAGCAGAAUUCAAUCAUUAUAUCAUCGAAUCGAAUUCGCUGAAUAAGUUUUUGUUUCAAUUAAAGGGAUUUAUUAUGAAGCAGAAGUGA